This is a messenger RNA of Sus scrofa (pig), 7681 nucleotides long. RefSeq lists its product as uncharacterized. NCBI's taxonomy places the organism in Eukaryota, Metazoa, Chordata, Mammalia, Artiodactyla, Suidae. The record is from RefSeq and is a predicted model, not a curated record. Gene Ontology annotation, molecular function: RNA polymerase II cis-regulatory region sequence-specific DNA binding; DNA-binding transcription factor activity, RNA polymerase II-specific. Gene Ontology annotation, biological process: regulation of DNA-templated transcription.
CUUAGGGGAUGGCAAAUCCACUCUUGGGUGCUCCACGCCAACUCCAUUACUCAGUGCAUCAUGUGGAGGCGGCGCUGGGCCAAAAAAAUGCCCAAGAGCGCCGGCUCGCUUUGCCUGCGUUGCGUGGGAAGAAGACUUCCGGCGUCCUCCUUUCCGCGGUUAUUUUGACUGCUCAUUUAUCCGCAUCCUCCAAGGGAGUCUCCACAGAGGAGAGAAGGGGCACAACAAGGACGUCCCCAGGCGAGCCAGGGGCGAGGUUUCGCGCCUUUACACCUGGCCUGACCCGACCCGGGGCAAGCGGCUCCGCCUCCAGAGCCUCAGUGUCCGCAGGGGUAGAAUGCACAGUCUCGGUCCUUCCCCUCGGUGCCCCGCAGCUGCGCCCCCUGUGAAGCGGCGGAUCUGAUUCGUGUUCUGGCUGAGUCUCCUACACCUGGGAAGAGCUCCUCCAGACCGGACGCCGCCGCUCAUGGCUGGCAGAGAAAAAACCUACAUUGCCCAGAAGGCUGGGCCCCGCGCCUUAGAGGCCGGCUCUGGGCCAAUGACGGCCCCCGGCGGGGACAUUUUUCCGCGGAGGGCGGGACUUCCGGCUUCCUUGCUGGCGGACGUCACUUGCGUGCGACGGUUCCGUCCACGCCAGCUGUGGGGUGGGCAUUGGCGGUCUGUGGCCGCUUCGAGUGCGCCCCUUCGCGAAUGACCGGAAGGGAGGCUAGGACUCACCUCCGCUCCUUUGCGCGAGUCGGGAGCCUCCUUGUGAUCGAUCCCUUUUCCCGGGCAGAGAAGACGUGUCGGUCGGCCGAGCCCGCGGGACCCGUCUCAGGGGCCGCCUGUCCCGGCGCCGCUGUCUCCUCGGGGGCCCAUGAUGGCGGCAGCGUGGAUGGAGGCGGCGCGGGUGUCUGUGACCUUCGAUGAUGUGGCUGUGACGUUUACCCAGGAGGAGUGGGGACAGCUGGACCCAGCUCAGCGGACCCUGUACCAGGAGGUGAUGCUGGAAAACCGAGGGCUGCUGGUAUCUCUGGGGUGUCCGGUUCCCAGACCUGAGCUGAUCUGCCAGCUGGAGCACGGGGGGGAGCUGUGGAUGGUGCAGAAAGACCUCUCCCAAAGCACCUGUCCAGGCGAAAGAUACAGAUUAGAAGGGGGCCUGGAGGUAUUCCAACCGCGAAGCUUCCGUGUCUUCAGCAGCUCCUUACCUCCCAGGAUCGAUGUGUGGCCGUCUGUGCCCGAAGAGUCAUCAACCAGGGAAAUUCAGCAGAGCCUCGGUGACAGAGGGAAACCCAAGACCAGAGAACCUAGCCCUUGGGAGCCAGCCGUCCCUGAGGGAGCCUCCCUCCGGGAACCAACACAAGGAGGCCUAGGGGACCCUCAGUCGGGACGAACCAAGAAUCAGGGUGGGCCAUCGGUAGUGCAGGAAGGGCCCUUUGGACGAGGGAUAGCCUCCCAGAGGGGAAAGCUUCCUGGGAAAGUGAGUCCUGAACAUGGCCGCUCAGGGACAGCUGAUGGUGUGUGUUCACGGGGUGUGCAGGAGCCCUUCCCUCCAGGAGGAGCUGUCCCUGACCGUGACUCAGGUGGAUCGGGUAAAGAUGCCAUGAUUCAGGAAGAGGAAAAUAUCUUUAAGUGCAACGAAUGCGGGAAAGUGUUUAACAAGAAACACCUUCUUGCUGGGCAUGAAAAGAUUCACUCUGGGGUGAAGCCGUAUGAAUGCACGGAGUGUGGGAAAACGUUUAUUAAGAGCACGCACCUGCUCCAGCACCACAUGAUCCACACUGGGGAGAGGCCCUACGAGUGCAUGGAGUGCGGCAAGGCCUUCAACCGCAAGUCCUACCUCACCCAGCACCAGCGGAUCCACAGUGGAGAGAAGCCGUACAGGUGCAGUGAGUGCGGAAAGGCCUUCACCCACCGCUCCAAUUUUGUCUUACAUAAGAGGAGACACACCGGGGAGAAAUCCUUCGUGUGCAAAGAAUGUGGGCAGGUGUUCCGACAUAGGCCCGGAUUCCUUCGACAUCACAUCGUCCACAGCGGCGAGAAUCCGUACGAGUGCUUUGAGUGUGGCAAGGUCUUCAAACACAAGUCGUACCUCGUGUGGCACCAGCAGACACACACCGGGGAGAAGCCCUAUGAGUGCAGCGAGUGCGGCAAGGCCUUCUGUGAGAGCGCCGCCCUCAUUCACCACUACGUCAUCCACACCGGGGAGAAGCCCUUCGAGUGCCUCGAGUGCGGGAAGGCCUUCAACCACAGGUCCUACCUCAAGAGGCACCAGCGGAUUCACACCGGGGAGAAGCCUUUUGUGUGCACCGAGUGUGGAAGGGCCUUCACCCACUGCUCCACCUUCAUCUUGCAUAAAAGGGCCCACACUGGCGAGAAGCCCUUUGAGUGCAAAGAAUGUGGAAAAGCCUUUAGCACUCGGAAAGAUCUCAUUCGGCACUUCAGCGUCCACACUGGGGAGAAGCCCCAUGAGUGCACGGAGUGUGGGAAGGCCUUUAACCGCAGGUCAGGCCUGACAAGGCACCAGCGGAUUCACAGUGGCGAGAAGCCCUAUGAAUGCAUGGAGUGUGGGAAAUCCUUCUGCUGGAGCACCAACCUCAUUCGACACGCCAUCAUCCACACGGGAGAGAAGCCUUACAAGUGCAGUGAGUGUGGAAAGGCCUUCAGUCGCAGCUCCUCCCUCACUCAGCAUCAAAGGGUUCAUACUGGGCGAAACCCUGUCAGCGUGACAGAUGUGGGAAGACCCUUCCCAGGUGACCAAACCUCAGCCACCCUCCGAGAACUCCUGCUGGGAAAAGACUUUCUGAAUGUAAACCCCGAGGAGACUCUUUUGCAGGAGAAAACAUCUACCACAACGUCUGAUCGUACAUACCAAAGAGAAACCCCACAGGUAUCUUCACGAUGAGAGAACCUGUCACAGGUCAUCCAUCAGUUGUGUGAAGACGCAUUUGAGAGACUGGCACAGCGUCAAGCCUUAUUCUGCAUCUCAGAAUUCAUCGGUGAGGGAGAGACUGUUUGUUUAGCUACUGUUUUUCUCCUUAGUUUACACUGCAGUAUUAUCUCAGGAAUUUUUAUAAAGAGAAGGUGGAGACUUAGAAGAGAAAAUGUAUCGCAAACACAGUUUCUCUGAGACUCCUCUGUCAAGCUUUCGGCACUUUGUCAUGGAUUCCUUAGUUUACUUGGGGUGAAGGGGGUGUUAUUUCAGAGGCAAAGGGCCUUGAUCCUUCCUGUGUCUUGUGCGUAUACAGUCAUUGCUGUCCGGUGUCUGGAGAGUUAGAUGGUUGGGGGCAGGUAUUUACGCAGCUAAGGAUGCACAUAGGACAGAUGGGCCCAUUUUAUCAUGCCGGUUAAGGCUUUUCAGGCUUUAGUUUUUUGGAAGAACCCGGCUGUUCUUUUGGUGGCUUUAACCACUACGCAUUCAGUCUUUUUAUUGAUCCAGUGUAUUGUGUACUUAAUUUAUAUAGCUAUACAGUAAAAUUUAAAAUUGGGUAAAAUGAGGGAGUUCCUGUUGUGGUGCAGGAGAAGUGAAUCCACCUAGUAUCCGUGAGGAUGUGGGUUUGAUCCUUGGCCUCUCUCAGUGGGUUAAGAUCCGGUGUUGCCAUGAGCUGUGCUGUAGGUCGCAGACAUGGGUUAGAUCCUACAUUGCUGUGGCUGUGGCUGGCAGCUACAGAUCUUAGGAUGCAAAAAAAUCUUGCCCACAUAUUUAUCAAAAUCGAUGUAAACCUGUAGAGCAGUUUCAGAAGUAGCACCAUGAACACAUUACAUGAUAUGACCCUUCAUUUAUUUAAUUUUUUCCUUUCCUGCUCCUUUUUAUGGCUGCACCUGUGGCAUGUGGGAGUUCCUGGGCUAGGGAUGAGUCGGACCUGCAGAUAUAAUCUAUACAACUUGAGAUCCAAGCUGCAUAUGCAGCCUACAGUGCAGCACAUAGCAACACCAGCACAUAGCAACACUGAGUGAGGCCAGGAGUGAAACCUGAAUCCACAUGGGGACUAGUCGGGUUCUUAACUUGCUGAGAGCCACAGUGGGAACUCCUAUUUAAGUAAUUAUUGAUAGUUCCUUAGCAUUUUAUAAAUUUCAACAGUACAGGUUUUAUACAUUUUUGUUAUUAUUUAUGUCUAAGCAGUUGGUGGGGUUUUUUUCCAUGUGAUUUUUCAGAUGACAUAAACUUUCAAUUUCCAUGUGAUCUUUAGUAGUAUUCCGAAAGAUAAUUGUUCCUGGAGUAAUAUUUCAGUAUCUUGCACUCACGACUGAACUCAGUUCUUAUUGUUUCUAGCCAUUUCUUUGGAUAGAAUCCUUGGCAUUUCUGUGUAGAAAUGGCAACCGCAAAUUAGUUUUAUUUCCUUUUUUUUUUUUCUUUUUUUUUUUCUGUCUUCUUCCAGCUGCACCUGUGGCAUAUGGAGUUUCCCAAGCUAGGGGUGGAAUUGGGGCUGUAGCUGCUGGCCUACACCACAGCCACAGCCGCACCAGAUCUGAGCUGCAUCUUCAAACUACGCUAAAGCUCAUGGCAGCACUGGAUCCUUAACCCACCGAGAGAGGCCAGGGAGUGAAUCUGCGUCCUCAUGGAUACUAGUCAGAUUCAUUUCCACUGAGCCAUGACGGGAACUCCAAAUUAGUUUUAUUUCUUCCUGUCUCUGCACUUGUUAUUUCACUGCAUUAGCUAGGACUUCCAGUAUGUUGAAUCAGAGUAAUAAAGGAUAUCCUUGUCUGGUUCCUGAUGUUAGAGGGAACACGUUCAGUUUUUCAUUAAGUGCAAUGUUAGGUGUAAGGUUCUUUUUCCAUAGAGUUUUCCAACAAGUCUAGAAAGUUUCCCUCUGUUCUUAAUUUGCUGAGAUUUUUGUUAUCGUGAAUGAGUGUUGAGUUUUGUCAAAUGCUUUAUCUCCGGUUGACAUGAUCAUCUGAGUUUUCUUCAGUAUCUUAAUUGAUGUGAUGUAGUGCACUGAGUUUUGCAUAUUGAACCAGCCUUGCAUCCUUGAAAUAAACCCCACUUGGCUGUGGAAUAUAAGUUUUUUAUAUACAUAUUAUAUUAAAGCAUUCCAUUUGAUUUAUAGUUUUUGAGCAAUUUUUCCUCUAAUCUCUUGAUCUAUGAUCUAUAGUUCUCAGUAUUUGUUUGCUUGUUUUUAACUACUUUCAUUGUCUGGUUUUGGUGUCAAGGUGAUAGUUGCUUCCCAAGUUGAGUUGGGAGGGAUUGUUCUCUUCUAUUUUGCAGGAAGACUGUGUGUAAUUGUUUUUAAUUGUUGUUUUGAUGUUUGAUGGCAUUCUCCAGUGAACCAUUUGUGCCUGGAGGUUUUCUGGAUACUUUUAAAAUUACAUAUUAUCUGAUAAAUAUGCAACUGUACAGAGUAUCUUUUUCAUAUUGGAUGAGUUGGAUAGUUGGUCCUUUUUGAGGAGAUAUUUUCUUUCCUGUAAGUUUUCUAAGUUGUUUUUAGACUUGUUGCAAGUAUUCCCUUAUUACCCUCACCCCUGCCAGCCUUCUCCAUGGAAGGCUCCUUCUCAGGAACAUAUGGAUAUUCCUGAGCCAGGGAUCGAAUCCACAUCCAGGGAACUGCCACAGCUUCAACAGCUCGGAUCCUUAACCCAUACCACUGGGCCAGUUGAUCGAUCCCGCACCACUACAGAGACCACAUCAGAUCAUUAACUCCUUUUUUAUCUUUUUUUUUUUUUUUGUCUUUUGUCUUUUUGUCUUUAGUUGUUGUUGUUAUUGCUAUUUCUUGGGCCGCUCCCGAGGCAUAUGGAGGUUCCCAGGCUAGGGGUCGAAUCGGAACUGUAGCCACCGGCCUACGCCAGGGCCACAAAAACGCAGGAUCCGAGCCGCGUCUGCAACCUACACCACAGCUCACAACAACACCGGAUCAUUAACCCGCUGAGCAAGGGCAGGGACCGAACCUGCAACCCCAUGGUUCCUAGUCGGAUUCGUUAACCACUGCGCCACGACGGGAACUCCCUUUUUUAUCUUUUUGAUGGCAACAGGGUCUGUACUUUUAUCCCAUUUUAUUCCCGAUUUUGGAAAUAGGUCAACUCUCUUGCUAUUUUACUUAUUUAUUUUGUCUUUUUAGGGCCACUCCUGUGGCAUAUGGAAGUUCCCAGGCUGGCAUCCAGCCUGGGUCGAAUCAGAGCUGUAGCUGCCAGCCUAAGGCACAGCCAUAGCAACUUGGGAUCUGAGCAAUGUCUGCAACCUACACUACAACUCGUUGCAACACCGGAUCCUUAAUGCACUGAACAGGACCAGGGUUCGAACCCACAUCUCAUGUACACUAGUUGGUUGGUUACUGCCGAGCCACAACAGGAAUUCCUCAACUAUCUUUUUAAUCAUUGUCAAUCUUCUUAGACAUUUAUCGAUACUGCUGAUUAUCCUAAAGAACCACCACUGUAUUUCUCUAUUUGGUUGGUUUUUCUCUAUUUUUUUUCUUUUUCUUUCCUUUUUAAUUUUGUUCCUGAUAUAUUUUCUUUUUCAUUAAAGUUUAAUUGAUUUACAGUGUUGUGCCCGUAUCUACUGUACAGCUGCUUUACUGUUUUUAAUAACACUGAUUUCUUUUCUGAUCUUUGUGAUAUUCUGUCUUCUCCUUUGCUUUGGUUGUGUUUUGCUUCUUUUAUUUUUUGAGGGGUGCUGAGAUUAUUGAUGUGUUCUUUUAGCACUGUUCCAGCUUUAUCCCACAAGUUUUAAUUACAAUUUAUUCAGUUUUAAAUAUCUCUUGAUUCUUUCAGAGACUUCCUUUGUUUUAGUGGAUUAUUGAGAAAUAUACUGUUUAUUUUAAUUACUCAGUGAAUUUUAUUACAUCUAUAGUUGUACAACGAUCAUCACACCCAAAUUCCAUAGCAUUUCCAUCCCAAACCCCCAGCAAAUCUCCCCUCCCCCGAGAAGUAUACUCUUUAAUAUUCUACUGUUUGGAGUAUUUUCUGGUAUCUUUUUGUUGUUGAUUUCCUGUUUGUUUCACAUUUGGUUCUUAUGUUUGAAUUUGUUGAAGUUUUAUGUCCCAGGAUACGGUAUACCUUGUUGAAUGUUCUGUAAGGCUUCUUGAAGAGAAUGUAUGUUCUGCUGACAUUGGGUAGCGUUUCUUUCUAUAAAUGCCUCCAUAAUCCUUUUGGUUGGGGUAUUACUCAGAUAUUGUAUAUCCUUGCCGACUUUCUGUCUAGUGUUUCUGUUAGUUGCAGAGAGACGAUGAAGUCCUGAAGUAUAAUUGAGCAAUUGUCUGCUUCUCUAACGAAUUAUGUAAGUUUCUGCUUCAAAGCCCCGUUGUUUGAUGAACACACGUUUAAAAAUUGCUAUGUCAUCUUGGUGUAUUAUUGACCCUUUGUCCCAUUAUGUAAUUUCCCUGUUCAUUUUCUUCUCUUUGAAGCAUACUCUUUCUGAUGUUAAUAUAGUCACUGCCGUGAUUUUUGAUUAGUAUUUGCACAGUUUAAUUUUUCCAAUAUUUUUAACCUUCUCUGUAUCAUUAUAUUUAGAAGUGUCUUGUAACAGCAUGUAGUCAGUCUUACUUUUUUAUCCACUUUGCCACUUUCUCUCAAUUCAUAUGUUUAGAUCAUGUAAAUUUAAAAUAAUUCCUGAUAUGUCAGAGCUUAAGUAUACCACUUUAUUAAUUUUGUUUGUGUUCCCUUUGUAUAAUUUUUUGUUUUCCAGUUGUUUUUUGGAUGCCCUCCUUGCUUCCUUUGGGUUAUUUUACGUUUUUUAGAAUUCCGUUUGAUACAUCUGUAAUGUUUUUUAGAA